Molecule: messenger RNA, 935 nt
Organism: Myotis davidii
Lineage: Eukaryota; Metazoa; Chordata; Mammalia; Chiroptera; Vespertilionidae
Gene: CD70
Product: CD70 molecule
Exons: 3
Coding region: 356-838 (160 amino acids)
Biological process (GO): immune response; tumor necrosis factor-mediated signaling pathway
Cellular component (GO): plasma membrane; extracellular exosome
Molecular function (GO): tumor necrosis factor receptor binding
Source: RefSeq, a predicted model, not a curated record
CAACAAAAAGAAAGAGCCAGAAUGAUGGCUCAAAUCAGCCAGGAAAAGAAAUCUGGUUGGGAAGAGACAGCAGGAGGUAGAGCCUGGAGCAGGGAGGUAAGGCCGACAGGGCUCCCGCUGGUCCUGCAGGAGGUAAAUCCCGUGUGGGGAUCCCACGGUUGUUGACUGCAGCUGGGAAAGGUACAUGGGACCUGUCGCAGACAGUGAAUGACUGGCUUCGGUGUUCCCCCAGCAGGCUGACUCAGAGGCUGCUGGGGGCUUCACAAAGCUGGAAGGGAUGGUUGUGGUGGGGGGCAGGCAUGGACAGGAGGAACCCCACCUGUUCACCUAAGAGCCCAGGAUACCCGCCACAGGGAUGGCCUCGGGGGCUGGGCAGGGGGCUCUGCAGUGGAGAGAUUGGGACGUAGCUGAGUUCCAGCUGAACCACACAGGUGAAAUGUGUAAACAGGGACUGCGGCAGGACCCCAGGCUGCACUGGCAGGGGGGCCCAGCACUGGGCCGCUCCUUCCUGCAUGGACCACAGCUGGACAACGGGCAGCUGCGUGUCCAGCGUGAUGGCAUCUAUAGGCUGCACAUCCAGGUGACACUAACCAACUGCUCCUCCUCGGUGAAGAACAUUGUGUCCCGCAGGGCCGUCCUGGCGGUGGGCAUCUGCUCCCCAGUGGCGCGCAGCGUUAGCCUGCUUCGUCUCAACUUCCACCUCAGCUGCACUGUCUCCUCCCAGCGCUUGACAUACCUGGCCCACGGGGACACCCUCUGCACCAACCUUACUCUUCCUCUGCUGCCAUCCCAAAAUUCUGAUGAGACUUUUUUGGGGGUUCAGUGGGUGCACCACUGAAUGCUCUACCUCCUCACUCAGAUUUUUGGGAGAGAUUGUUUUUUCCGUUCAUUGUUUAACACACUAUUAAAUAUGAUUUAUAAUAAAAUAUAUACUU